AUGCCCAAGCAGAGCAAGCAUCUACAGAAGCCCAAGCAGAGCAAGCAGAAACACAAGAAAGUGCGAGAAGCAGAGCAUGAAAAAUUUGGUCAUGUAGUUUUUAGUAAGACUGGCUAUGAUAAUUGGAGGAAUGCAGCGAAUAGAGGAUUCCCAGUUCAUUGCCGGGCUGUUAAUGGCUGCCACAACAAGGCAAGAAAAUGUGCUGAUGACUUCCGUAAUCAAAGGACAAGUAUCUCACGUAAUUUUCAGUCCAAUACUAUAGAUGCUGAGAAGAGAUAUGAGGUCAGAGUGACUGCAGCUUUAGACAUUGCAAGAUUUCUCAUUGCCCAAGGUCAUGCAUUUCGUGGACACGAUGAAUCUGCAACAUCCUUAAAUAAAGGGAAUUUUUCAGAGAUGCUUGAUUGGUACAAGAAAAGGAACAGUGAGGUGAGGGCUGCAUUUGAUGAUUACUGUCCACAAAAUGCUAAGACGACUUCUCACCAGAUUCAAAAGGAUCUUACAGAAAGUUGUGCAAAAGAGAUUAGUAAAGUGAUAAAGGAUGAGAUUGGGGAUAAUCUUUUCUCUGUUCUCAUUGAUGAAUCUCGUGAUAUCUCAAUAGCAGAGCAAAUGGCUGUGAUUGUGAGGUUUGUGAACAAAGAUGGAAUGGUUGUUGAAAGGUUCUUGGGUCUCAAGCAUGUGGAGGACACAACUUCAAAUGCACUAAAAAAAUCUUUGCUUGAGAUGCUUGCUAAGGAAGAAAUUUUGCAAAAAUUGGAGAGUGGUGAAAUUUUUUCUGGAAAGGGAAAGCAUCAAAGGACUAAUUUAGUUAGAGCUGGAGAAACAAGGUGGGGUUCUCAUUUAACAACCUUAGCUCGUAUUGAGAUGAUGUGGAAUUCUGUGGUUAAAGUGUUGUCCAUGAUUCACGAAGAUGAGCGUAAUACUAGCCGAGCGGGUGGUUUGGUGCACAAGAUAGAGAGCUUCUCCUUUGUUUUGAAUAUGAAGUUGAUGUUGAAGGUGCUUCGCAUUACUAAUGAGUUAUCUCAAUUAUUGCAAAGAAAGGAUCAAAAUAUUGUUCAGGCCAUGUCAUUGCUUAUUGAUGUGAAAACAAGGUUGAUGAGUUUGAGAAAUGAUGGUUGGGAGCCAUUGCUUGAUGAAGUCAAAUCAUUUUGCACUGAAAAGAUGAUUCCAAUACCAAAUCUAGAUGAGUCAAUACCUAGAUGGGGUCGAUCAAGGCUAGAUGGUAACUUAAUCACUCAAGAGCAUCAUUACCGUGUUGAUACUUUCUUGGCUGCUAUUGAUGCUAUUAUCACCGAGAUGGACCAUCGCUUCAAUGAGGUAUCAUCAGAGUUACUUGUUUGCUUCUCAUGUCUUGAUCCAAGAGACUCCUUUUCUAAGUUUGAUGUUGAAAAGAUUGCUCGAUUAACUGAAAUAUAUUAUGAAGAUUUCUCUGACUUGGAUCGCUCUAAUAUAAGAGAAUAA
This is a messenger RNA of Striga hermonthica, 1458 nucleotides long. Lineage: Eukaryota; Viridiplantae; Streptophyta; Magnoliopsida; Lamiales; Orobanchaceae. The record is from the annotation of a GenBank genome assembly.